This is a messenger RNA of Epithele typhae, 2775 nucleotides long. RefSeq lists its product as uncharacterized. Gene Ontology annotation, biological process: proteasome-mediated ubiquitin-dependent protein catabolic process; protein linear polyubiquitination. The transcript has 12 exons. The coding region runs from base 1 to 2775 and encodes 924 amino acids. The record is from RefSeq and is a predicted model, not a curated record. Lineage: Eukaryota; Fungi; Basidiomycota; Agaricomycetes; Polyporales; Epitheliaceae. Gene Ontology annotation, molecular function: zinc ion binding; ubiquitin binding; ubiquitin-protein transferase activity. Gene Ontology annotation, cellular component: ubiquitin ligase complex.
AUGGCCACGAUCCACACGCCCACUCGUCUGAACAGCACUGACGAAGGCGCUCCCCACGGGCAGGACGGCCAGUUUGCUACUAGACGCCGGCGUUUGCCGUUCUGGCACGUAUCUCGGGAUCAACUGUCCACGCUCAACCCAGUUGUCGCUGCCGGUGGGGAGUUGAUAGUCGAUGCGGGGAGGACCAGCGGUCGCACGCCCUCGCCUCCGCCGGAGCCGGUGGUAGAUCUGUCGCGUGAGAGUCAGACCGAUAACAAGUCCAAGGGCACGGAUGCCGCGGGCCAGCGUGGCAAGUCCCGUACAAAGAAGAAACCCGACGAUUCAGUCGAUGAGACGCCACGGCUGGCCGGGAAGAAGGAAGGCAUACCCCUAAAGGCCGAAAACAGCAAGCAGAAGUCUGUUCAUGGUGCAAAUGCCUCGCUCAAAGAGGUGGGAUUGUCGAAGGGAAAAACAGCGACAUCGACAGGGCGUUCCAGCCAUCGUCCGGAGAAGCCAUCGAAAUCUAUACAAAAGCCAGGCGCCGAGUGCAACGACAGUGUCAACAGUCGCGCGUCACCUUCAAUCCGCAAAUGGCGCGAGCAGUCGGCUCCUCCUCAGACCCCUGCUACCAUUGACGGAGACACCGAAAGCGAAGAUGACACGGUACCGUCUUCUAGGCUUUGGUCUCGCACGGUGUCUGCCGAAACAUCACUGACAUCCGUGGAGGAAUCUUCGACUUCAACCGUCACGACCGCGACCACAGCGGCAACUGCAAAGUUGUGUUGGGACUUCCUCAACGGAAAGUGCACCAGACGGCGAUGCCUAUACUCUCACGCACUCAUCCGUGGGAAGGACGAGGAUCUGACAGCGCAGACUCCGAUGGAAGAGGAGAUUAUCGUCGCAGUCAUGGAUUCAGUGAAGGUGAAGCUUGGCUCUGGCUUUGAUGUCAAACAAGUCCGAACAGGCUUCGAGACACGGCAAAUGUCCUCGGCGGUGUCCCUUCCAUUAUCUCUCCUCCAGAGUGUAACCUUCGCCAUAGCAGACGAAGCAACUGAAGCGGUGAACGCUUUGGACGGCUCGACACUGUUUGGCGCUACAGUUUCUGCCCGGCUUCAGCAUCAGAAGACCAAAGUUGUCGGCGGCGGCACUUUCCACGAUGGCGACGUACUCUUCCAGCUUCCAACAGCAAGGACGACUGCUUACGUAGGGUACAAGACCGAAAAGGCUGCCUCGACAGCGAUGACGAACGCCAUGAAGCAGGACCUCCGCGGCAUGCAAGUGUUGGCCCAACGCUACAACGGAGUUCCACAAGUCGGCCAAUUCAACGUCAAGUACGAAUUUCUCCCAGCGAACGCCACCGUGAAGGAUUUGGCGCGUUGGGGAGAGUACGAGGCUGCCCCCAUGUUUGAGCGGCCCAGCUACCAGUCAAGUCAUAACGCUGUCAUGGCACUGAGGCGUCGACUGGAGGAGUUUGGCGAGGUAUCCGUUAACGUUCCUCCAGGAAAAGGAAGGAUAUUUGCCCAUCAUUACCGGUCGUUGCUAUACACGUUAUCUCGGGGCAAGUUCAAGCUAAUAAAUCAAGAUCUGGUCGAGCUACAGGCGUUUCUCAAUAGCGCAUACAGCACCACGAUAUCCAUUGACGACAAAAACCCCCCACCUGGACCUAUCACGAUCAGGCUUGCGUCAGAGAAUCCAUCAGGGAUACCCAACGCUAAAGCCGCCUUCGAUCGCAUCCUGCACGGUGAGAAGAUCACGGAGAACGGGCAGACGGUCUGGAACGACUUCUUCGAGAGCACGGCAGGGGUUCAGUUCCUCGCAGACGUCGAGAAAGAGAUCCCUAGGGUCAGAAUCAACCGCGACCACCGUCGACGCACGCUCGUGCUCUUCGGGCCAGAACCAUUCCGCUCCAAUGCUCGUAAGGCCAUCCUCGCCCGGCACCGUCUCCUCACAGCCCAGCGUCAGCGGCACUAUCGUCUCGCAUGGGACCUGAUUGGCUCAUUCCUGAGCGAAGACCUUGCGAGCCUCAAGAAGGAGCUCGGAGACGAGAACGUACGGUUUGACUCCCUCACCAAGGAGCUCGUCGUUGAUGGCGACGAAGACGCGCAGAAGACCGCGAAGCUGGCUCUUCAAGACGCCACCCGGCGCCGCGGCCAGGCUCCCCGGGUCUCCCACUCCGAUGGCUGUCCGGUCUGCCUGAACGUUCCCCUCACCUGCCUUGGCGACAGCGCCCGUUGCACGCAUCGCAUCCCACUGAGCGUCGUGCGACAGCUCCUCACCCCGGACGGCUUCGACGCGCUUGCCCGCGCUGCGUUUGAUAUCUACAUCCGCUCGCGCCCGAAGGAGUUCCAGUACUGCCCAACGCCGGACUGCCCCCAGGUGUACCGCGUCCCGGGAAAGCGCCUCGCCCCGCCCCUGAAGGGCAAAUCCCGUCAAGAUCCCCCGCCCCCUACCCCUGCGCCCGCACCUACGCUUCCUCCGGUGCUGCAGUGUCCGUCGUGCCUCGUGCGUGUCUGCGGGGCCUGCGGGGCGGAGCACCAUGAGUCUCGCUCCUGCCAGGACACCUCGCCGGCGGACGAGGCGCAAUUCGUGGGUUGGAAGUCGGGCCACGAUGUCAAGGACUGCCCGAAGUGCAAGGUCCCGAUCGAGCGCGAGGCGGGAUGCAACCACAUGACGUGCGCGCGCUGCAAGACGCACAUCUGCUGGGCAUGCCUCGAGACGUUCGAGACGAGCGGGGAGGUGUACGGGCACAUGCGCGCGAUCCAUGGUGGGAUCGGCGGCCUGGACGCGCAUCUCUGA